This is a messenger RNA of Hansenula ciferrii, 1173 nucleotides long. It is a transcript of the gene HIS5, whose product is annotated as histidinol-phosphate transaminase. Gene Ontology annotation, molecular function: L-histidinol-phosphate:2-oxoglutarate transaminase activity; pyridoxal phosphate binding. Bases 1 to 1173 code for a protein of 390 amino acids. NCBI's taxonomy places the organism in Eukaryota, Fungi, Ascomycota, Saccharomycetes, Phaffomycetales, Wickerhamomycetaceae. Gene Ontology annotation, biological process: L-histidine biosynthetic process. The transcript has a single exon. The record is from RefSeq and is a predicted model, not a curated record.
AUGUCCUCAUUCAACUUAGACACACUAGUUAGACCAAACAUCUUGACAUUGGAACCAUACCGUUGUGCAAGAGACGAUUUUAAAGAAGGUAUCUUAUUAGAUGCUAAUGAAAAUGCAUAUGGUCCAUCUUUAACAGAUUUAUCACAAUAUGAAUCAACUUUAGAAUUAAAUCGUUAUCCAGAUCCUCAUCAAUUAGAAUUGAAACAAAAGAUUGUUGAUUUUAGAAAUGGUGAAAAUAAAUAUGAAAUCUCAAAAAAUGAACAAAUCACUCCUGAGAAUUUAUGUCUUGGUGUUGGAUCUGAUGAAAGUAUAGAUGCUCUUAUAAGAACUGUUUGUGUCCCAGGGAAGGAUAAAUUACUUAUUGCACCUCCAACUUAUGGGAUGUAUUCAAUUUCUUCUACUAUUAAUGAUGUUGAAAUUGUUAAAGUUCCAUUAGAUUUUGAAAAAUUUCAAAUUCAACCAGAUUUAAUUAAUGAAAUUUUAUCAAAAGAUUCAUCAAUUAAAUUAGUUUAUAUUACAACACCAGGUAAUCCAACUGGUGCAUCUGUUGAUUUUUCAUUGAUUGAAAAAGUUUUAUCAAAUCCAAAUUGGAAUGGUCUUGUCGUUGCUGAUGAAGCUUAUGUUGAUUUUGCUCCAAUUGGUUCUUCUUUAUCAACAUUAGUGGAAAAAUACCCAAAUUUAGUUGUUUUACAAACUGUAUCAAAGUCUUUUGGUCUAGCUGGUAUUAGAUUAGGUAUUACUUUUGCUAAUAAGAGAUUAUCUUCAAUUUUAAAUGCUUUGAAAGCUCCUUACAACAUUUCUUCAUUAACUUCAGAUAUUGCUUCAAGAUCAUUAUCUCCAGAAGGUAUAAAAUUAAUGAGACAACGUGUUGAAAUUUUAAAUUCUGAAAGAUCGAGAUUAUGGGAAUCAUUACAAAAAUUUAAAAAUAUUGGUAAAUUAAUUGGUGGAUUAGAUGCAAAUUUCCUUUUAAUUGAAGUUAUUGAUGAAAAUGGUAAACCAAGUUCUCCAUUAGCUAAACAAUUUUAUGAAAAAUUAGCUACAACUAAAGGUGUUGUGGUUAGAUAUAGAGGUGGUGAACCAGGUUGUUCAGGUGGUUUAAGAAUCACUGUUGGUACCAAGGAAGAAAACGAUGCUCUUUCAGAAAGAUUUCAAGUCGUUGCUAAAGAAUUAUAG